AUCUCCAAUUUAAUCCUACACACUUGUCUCCACCCAAUGGUUUCUGUGAAAUUUGGUCUCAUUGCCCUUUCUAUCGUCUUGCAAUCCACUCUGUCUCAAGCAAAGGUGAAAGGAAAAUGGUUUGAUUCCAUUGGCAUCAUCAUGUCUGAAAAUGAAGACUUCCUGGUGACCAUGGCCCAACAACCUUUUAUCGACCUUGCCAGCAACGGUACCUUGGCUACCAACUACUUUGGAUUGUCGCAUGUGUCUGAACAAAACUACGUUGCUAUUCUAGCUGGAUGGUUGGAUAGCGAUAUUUAUCGUGGCGACUCUGGUACUCCUGCCAAUCUUAAUAUCACCUACCCUACCAUCUUGGACCAGCUGCUUGCUCAAGGAUACACUGUUAAACAAUACACUGAGUCGUAUCCAGGAGGUUGUUAUCUGGCAGACAUGUACCCAGAUGACCCUAAUACUGCUUUGUAUUACAAAAGACACUCUCCAUUCAAUAUGAUCAGUAAAUGGCGUGGAACUCCUCUGUGUGAAUCUCUCAUUGGCACCUACGAUGAUUUUGCAGCGGAUGUAGCCAACAACAACUUGCCAAACUACUUUUGGAUCAUUCCUAAUGAUCUGCAUAACACCCAUUCUGCAGAUACAUUUGUGGAUGCCAAUCCUUGGACGGCUGCCGAAGGCCCCAAGUGGCUCACUGCUGCCAAACAAGCGGACGCGCUAUUUAUCAAUACAUGGGAUGAGUCCAGGUGCGAUAACAACAAGUAUCCAUGCGAUGGUGGUAAAAUAGAUCAGUUGGUUGCCACCAUUAUGUGGGGUCCUAUGGUUCCAAAGGGUCAAAACACUACCAAGCGAUGGGAUCAUUACUCAGUUGCUCGUACUGUUGAGGAAAACUGGGGACUGACUCCAUUGAACUCAACUGGUGAUGGAAAUGCCACGGCCUUUGAUUUCUUGCUAUCCAAUCCUUCUCUCAAUGCCAGUACCACCAGCUCCACUCCCAUGGGUGCCUCCGGCGCUUCAGCAUCUUCUUCAUCGGCUGGAUCUGCUUCUACCGCCAAGUCCAGUGCUUUGGCGAUCAAGCCUACUGUGUUUGGUGCUACCAUCGCCAUAUCACUUCUCUCACUUUCCGCCAUAUUUUUGUAGAUUUCCUACUUCUGCCCCAUCAUAUCCGCAAAAUUAUGUAUCAGUAAAUACUCAAGUGUACUUUAUUUGUAUCCUAAGCGAGUUCCAUUAAUAAAGCAUUCAUUCCCAAUACCGUAA
Umbelopsis ramanniana AG is the source of this 1245-nucleotide messenger RNA. RefSeq lists its product as uncharacterized. Lineage: Eukaryota; Fungi; Mucoromycota; Umbelopsidomycetes; Umbelopsidales; Umbelopsidaceae. The record is from RefSeq and is a predicted model, not a curated record. Bases 37 to 1128 code for a protein of 363 amino acids. Gene Ontology annotation, molecular function: hydrolase activity, acting on ester bonds. Gene Ontology annotation, biological process: phospholipid catabolic process. The transcript has a single exon.